Zootoca vivipara (common lizard) is the source of this 3812-nucleotide messenger RNA. It is a transcript of the gene TMEM169, whose product is annotated as transmembrane protein 169. The record is from RefSeq and is a predicted model, not a curated record. NCBI's taxonomy places the organism in Eukaryota, Metazoa, Chordata, Lepidosauria, Squamata, Lacertidae.
CGCCGCAGCCUGAGGGUUUAUGGCUUCACCCGUCGGGAAAAAAGAGAGCAGCAGCAGCAGCGCCCCAGCCAUCGCGCCUGCUGCAACCGAGCUAUGCCGAGACCCGUUGACUGCGGCGAUGAGCAGCUCCAAGUGGAGGGAACCCGACGGCGACCCAGCCAUUCGUCGCUGAAGCGGACCUGCCUGACGCCCCCCGCGCCGCUCCUCAUCUCCUGGGCAGACGGGCCACUGGGGCGAGGAGAGAGGAGGAGAGCUCCUCCUUGCCUGGCUGCGUUCACCUUGCCAGGAUAAAGGGUGGUGGGAGAAGAGGCGGCGACACAUCCUACCCCACCCACCCAGUUGCAGCGGGGGAGCCCGGGGAGGCGGACCAGAGGCUCCAUGGCAGUGAUCCCAAGGUGGGGAGCCGGGCAGAGACAGUUUCCCACCCCUCUUGCAGGCCUCGUUGAUCUCGCAGGAGCAGGGUUAGGCAUGGAAUGUGUUCGUUCUGUGCCGUGAAAUGGUUGCUGCUGUUGGGUGGAACACCGACUCCAACAUAUCAGUGUUGACAGCUCAUAAGUACCAAAGAAGCUGAUUUCUUUGGUUUCCCUCGCCAAGAUGCCCAGCGAGAGCCUCCAAAGUAGCAGUGGGGUGGCGGAGGAGCCUGCCUUAAGGGAGGGUAAGGGUGGGGCACAGAGUCCUCACUGCAACUCCUUGCGCAGGGCUGUAGCUACUGCAGUGACCUUCGAUGGAGAAGCCACCACCGAGAGACGGAAGAAGAGGAAGAAGGAGUCCCGCCCAGAAUCGAUCAUCGUCUACCGAUCGGGGAACGAGAGCAAGGUGGAUGAAGAACAGGUGGAUGAGGAUGGGGGCGAGAGAAGCUCAGAGGAAGGUUCCAAGUUCUUGGGACACUCUACCGAUGGUUCUUGGGCCAUGCCAUUGGAUAGCAGAUACGUUACAUUAACUGGCACCAUCACGAGAGGAAAGAAGAAAGGCCAGAUGGUGGACAUUCAUGUUACACUCACUGACAAGGAGAUGCAGGAACUGGCCAGGUCGAAAGAGCCUCCCCAAACAGACAUCCCUGAAGGGAAAAAAGCUUGUGAGGUUGGGCUUUCUAAAGGCCCUCACGUCCUUCUCUGGAGCCUCACCUGUCUCCCCGUCAUCUUCAUCAUGUCCUUUGUGGUGUCCUUUUACUAUGGCACCAUUGCUUGGUACAAUGUAUUCCUGGUCUACAACGAAGAGAGGACCUUCUUGCACAAGAUCACCUUCUGCCCUUUCCUAAUUAUCUUCUACCCCAUCAUCAUCAUGGUGGUGUCCUCCUCUUUGGGCCUCUACACAGCAGUGACACAGAUCUCGUGGGCCUUUGGGGAUUGGUGGCAUGCCGUGAGGGAUAUGGAGAAAGGAUUCUGUGGCUGGCUGUGUAGCAAGAUGGGCCUGGAAGACUGUUCCCCGUACAGCAUUGUUGAGCUACUAGAUUCUGACAAUGUCUCCGGGAGUUUGUCAGCCAAAGGCUCAGCCCAAGGUGAAGAGAUUUCAGCUGUCUGAGCCUUUGCUUUAAGUGUCUCUAACUUUUCAUGUUCCCUUGCAUUGCAAAUGUAUUUCAUGAGGGAUGCACGUACAGUCGAGUCUUAGGAAAUAAAGCCAAUUCAGACAUUUGGGGUGGGGCAUGAGGAGAAAAAGGGGGCAGUCCUUCCUAGAUGGUACCACUUCAAAACCAAGGGGUGAAUGCAAGUUUUAAUACAUUCCCCACCCUGCCCCCAUCAAAAUUUAUCUUCUUGUGAAAAGCUAAAGUGAUCAAGGAAAGUUCCAGCCUAGUUGUGUUUUUUAUUUCCUAUUAUGCCUGACCUAAGGGACGCAGGUGGCGCUGUGGGUUAAACUACAGAGCCUAGGGCUUGCCAAUCAGAAGGUCGGUGGUUCGAAUCCCUGUGGUGGGGUGAGCUUCCAUUGCUCGGUCCCAGCUCCUGCCAACCUAGCAGUUCAAAAGCACCUCAAAGUGCAAGUAGAUAAAUAGGUACUGCUACAGCGGGAAGGUAAACGGUGUUUCCGUGUGCUGCUCUGGUUCACCAGAAGCAGCUUUGUCAUGCUGGCCACAUGACCUGGAAGCUGUACGCCGGCUCCCUCGACCAAUAAUGCGAGAUGAGCGCCGCAACCCCAGAGUCGGUCACGACUGGACCUAAUGGUCAGGGGUCCCUUUACCUUUACCUCUGCCUGACCUACCCAGUCCCAGUUUAUACCAUUUCAGGCUACAGAUGAAGGGUCGCGUGUUUGAGUAAAUUAAAUGUCUUCCCGUACAUUCAAAAGCAGCACAUAAUUGAGAAGAGUAAUCUGAAGCCAUCUCUUCUGACAUGUCUCUCCUGUGCGUGUGUAGGAAUUUGAUUUUUGUGAGAUAACAUCCAACCCUCACUCCCUAUCCACUACCUGAUAUGGUUCAGCCCAGGUACAGUUUUGCCACUCAAGUCUACUGAUUGUAUACACUGGCAUUUACAUUCUCAAGCGAAUAUGAAGCGCCAAUGUUCUGGGUGAAGAAUCUCCCAUUCUUUAUAAGAUGACCAUUCAUGACUGGCUAAUAAUACUGCUGAUCUGAUCAGUGCUCUUUGUUGGGUUUUAUUAAAGCACACCGUUUAGUGACAAAAAGUCUGUGGUUUGGCAGGGGGUGUGGCUUGGUUGGGAGGGGUGGGGAAAUAAUAAAAUUUGCCCCCAAACAUUUUUAUUUUGCAAACUGGAUCUUUGAGUGUGAACACGCAGGUGCAAUCUUCCACUUGAUGCCUGCCUUCCUUGUGUUGAAAAGCAGGAGGUGCUAUGGGCAAUGACUGCAAUCUGAAAUGCACAGAGCAUGCUGCAUUAAGACAGGGCCCAGGCACAACUACCCAUAGCCUGUGAUGCUGUCUUAAAAACUAGAGUCCCAAGAACGGUCUCCAUGGAAAGAAGUGAGGAACCUGAACCCUCCAAAUCCCAUCAGUCCCUCCCUUAUUUUACCCGAUCCCCAAAGAGUUUUUCAGUGGUCUGUAUUUCCCCCCUAUUUAGUCACCACAAAUUUUAAAUCUAUGUAAUGUUUGUUAAAAGGUGUUAAAUCUAGUGUCUAGUUUAGCCAAGCUGAAUUAGAAGUUUUCCUUAAUAUAAUAUAAUAUAUAUAAUAUAGUGGGGUGAGGGUGGGGAAUCUGUACAAAAAAAGAUGCACAUGUAAAUCAAGUUAUGUUUGUGUAAGUAAUUAGCACAAGCCUUAUUGAUUGCACAGAUUAUAUAACGAGGGAGAGGGAAUUGAUAUCAUAAAUGUUACAAUAGAGUGCUCUCCUUCUAACUGUUUGUAUAGGGCAAAUACUGUGGUAUUUGGGGCUGGUAAUUACACAGCACCUACAUAAAUGUUCUGUUUUCUACUAUGCAUAAUUGGGCUUCCUUGCUCCUUAGUCUACUGCAGUUUCCCCCAACUCAGGUGCCACCCAGAUGUUGUUGGAUUCUUCCCUUUCAUCAGCCGCAGCCGAUAUGGUUGCUGGAGUCCGGAACAUUUGGAGACCACCAGGUUGGGGAGGCCUGAUCUGUUGACCCUUGUGGGAUAAGCAAGGUUGAGCCCAAGUGCUGGUGCUAUUUGUAGUUGCCUUUGGUACGCCUUUCUGAGCUGUAGAUUCUUCUCUUAUCACAAGCUUUAGCCGCCUAAUGCUGCAAAGUGUCUGUAAAGCUUACUAACUUUAUUAAAAGCCAUGCUGUAGUUGAAAAGCACAAUGUUAUUUCCUUCCUCCACUCACAAUGUAUGCGGAUUGUGUGCCAUUGGGUGUGCUCAGAUAUAACACUAUUUGAGGAGUGGUGCCUUUUGGAAAGUAUGUUUGUCACAUUCUGUUCAA